UCGGGUAACUACUAAGACUCGAGAGGGUGGUGGUGGAGGAGUUUGGGGCUCCAUCUGGUGGUGACGUAACCGCUCCCAAUAGGCAGCGCGGACCAAUGGGAUCGCGGCCUGGAGUGAGAUAUUCGCGGCGCCGGCUGAGAGUGGGGGCUCAGAGCGCGCGCGCAGGUACACGGAGCAACAUCCACGGGGUGCAGAUGAUCGCGCUGUGACACCCGCGCCAGUGAGUCAGUGGCCACGGGAACAGGAGAGACGCGGUGUUGGCAGCAGCAGCAUGCAAGACGCCAGCAGCAGCGUGGCCACUGCGCCCUGCGCUCAGGGACCCAGUUGCUCUUACCCGGCCACGCUCGUGGCGCAAACCGGAGCGCCGCGCGGUCCCGGAGCGGGAACUCCCGAGCGCAGCCGAGCGAGCGAGCGUCUGGAGGCGAGUAUGGCCGGCUUGGCCGAGCUCGAGCUGCUGCGGAGGAGGCACGAGGCGCUGGUGCGGGGCGUCCUGGAAGCCCCCGCGAGUGCCGACCAGGAUCAGCAUCACCGCCAUCAACAUCCUCAUCAGCAUCAUUCGGGGAGCGUGAGCGCGCGCCAGCAACCGCUGGAGCGCGACUUCGUGGAGUCGCUCAGAGCGAUGAAAGAGCAGCUGGGCUGCCUCCCCCAGCGCGACCUCGGGCUCCUGUCGCGGCUUCGCCACCUGAACGAGCAGUUCAGCGAGCUCAAGAUGGACAUGGACAGAGCGGCCGUGAAGCAGUCAGAGACGGACAGCCGGCCCAGCUCCGGCUACUACGACCUGAGCGACGGCUCGCUCUCCAACUCGUGCAACUCGAUCUUCAGCGACUGCCUCUCGGGCUCGCGUUCCAGCCUCGGCUCGUGCUCCCCACCGGGUCGCGCCGCCCCGAGCCCGGCCAGCCCCGCCGCUGCCCCCGCCGCCGCCGAAACGCACCCCGGCUUCACCUCCGAGCUGCCGCUCUUCAGGGGGCCCGGAGAGCACCCCCGGGAGAUGUGCGGGCCCCUCCCGGCGGCCGGGGCCACCGCGGCGGCGAAGGUGGCCCUUCAGUGCCCCCAGCAGCAGGGCCGGGCCCGUGAGAGGCCUCUAUCCUCCGGGGACCUGCUGCGGCUCCGGAGCGAGACCUCGGGGGCUGGCACGGCGACCCGCCGCUCCCUGCCCGACGACCCCACGCCGGGCCCCCCGCCCCCCGCGGGCUGUCCCUCCGCCCGCGGCACCGAGGCGAGCGGCCGUUACGUCUCCGACCUGACGUCGCGAGACGGCAGCGACGUGUACCGCUACCCGAGCCCGCUGCACGCCGUGGCGAUCCAGAGCCCGCUCUUCCUGCACUGCCCCGGCGCCGCGUCGGGUCCUCACGACGCCAUGACGUCUCGACGUCCCGGCGGAAGCGAGCGGAGGCCGUGCUCCGGGUUCGUUCCGUCGCCGGGGCCCGUGCCCCUCUCGCGGGACGGUGUAGCGAACGAGAGGGUGAGCGGGUACAUUUGCAGCUUGCUUGACCGCAAACGCGCGCCAGGUGCGAGCGGAGGCAACGGAGCGAAACUGAGCAGGAUGGAGAGUUUUAAUGCCGGUCCCAACAUGCCCAUCACGAACGGGCGGCUCAAGCCCAAGCAUGAGGAAAAGCCAGUGACUCCGGAAAACAUCAAUCUGGGAGCAGAUCUUAAACCGGACACUUUACAAUGCGUGGACAGUUGCAAAGAGGUAAUUCCAGAGAAAAACGUGCAAACGAUCAAUGAGAGUGAAACUCCGAGGUGCCAUCAGCAGAGGUCCGAAUCCUCGCCAAGCCCAAAGUCCAAAGAGCAGCCGAAGCUCAUUGCCAAUGUGCUGCCUCUGAGAUGUAACGAUUCUCCAAAAAGAACCGGAGCCCUCCCCUCACAUUUGAGCCGUGUCAAAGGCUCAUCGCGCGUGGAGAGGUAUGAAGAAGACUCCAAGCCGUCGUCAUCAAGAGUGUCCCAUCAGGUACCCAGAGGCACGCACGCCACACCAGGAAAAGGAGUCGAACUGAGGUACAGGGAUGCCACAAGCAAGCAGCAGAUCGUCGAGGAGCGCUUCGCUCUGUCAAAGGACAGGUCCAGAGCACUGAAUGUGUCGAACCACGGAGCGGUCAUCAAAGCGACUCACGGAAAAUUGGACAAAAGGACGGGUGGACGCAACGUGGUGCCACGGGCCCAACCGAGAGCCGACGCGGGUAACUGCAGGACCAGCAAUGGGCACGUGCUUCUCAAGGGAAACAGGUCUGCGCAACCACAUCACCGCAGCAUGGAGAGCGUGGAGAGCAGACGCAAAGGGAGCGGCCGUAAAACUGCCAUUAAGAGCAGCAAGAAGUACGGGACGCACGCGGACUGGAACGGCGACAAGAGGCUCGGCCCAACAAAAGCGAGGCCCCCGAAGGUCGAGGAGCAGCGUGCGCGCAGGAGGGACGAGGACAGGAUGCAGAACCCGGCCGCUUGCGCCGAGCGGUGCUGCCGAGACGCCGUGUCGAGGGUCGAUGGACGCGACUGCCGCAAGAGCGCCGCCGCCGCUGCCGGUGGCAGUGGCCGAGGCGUCAAACGCUUGGCGCAGCAACCAAAGGGUCGCUCCCGGGAGCCCGUUCAGCCGCACGGAGCCGCGCACGGCAGAGUGCCGGCGCCGCCGCUGCCCCAGCAGCAGCCGCGUCACCGCAGGCGGCCGGCCCCGGCACGCGUCCGCGUGCACCCGCCGGCGCUGGCCCCGGCGCUGGCGCACGUGCGCAUGGCGCGCGCGUACGCGACGGCCGUCGCGCGGGCGGACAGUGACUCUGAGCGCUCGGAGUACUCCGCCGAGUGCGAGUCGCUCUUCCACGGCACGGUGAUGGACACGAGCGAGGAUGAGAUGAGCGACCACACGACCAACCGCUUUGGAGAUGGGGAGACGAGCGCCAGCGAGGGCGUCCCGUGCUCCGAAGUCGACGACGACGAUCGCGACGACGACGACGAGGAGGAGGAGGAGGUCGCCACGGACAGCGACGGCGACGCCGGCGGCUUCAGCGUGAGCACGGGUUCCUCCGCCUCGGACGAGGAGGACGACGUUGACACCGGAGGGCGGCAGCAGAGCAAGGGAUUGCCCCUCGCGGGGAGACGCGGCGGUCAAAAGGCUCCGGUGGUGGCGGCUCCGGUGGCGGCGAGGGGGCCGGAGGCGCGGGGAGGCGGCGGCGGCGGCGGCGUGCGGGGCCAGCAGCACGCCGCGUGCCGCAUCAAGGCGUCGCGGUCCCUCAAGAAGAAGAUGAUGCAUUUCCGAUCGGGCUCCCUGAAGGUCAUCACGACCGUGUGACUCGUCAGCUCUCGUGGACGAGGAGCCGAAUGAAGGACUGCUGCGAGCCCCUUCUGAGAUGGAAGCCGUUGCUUUAUUUACCUUGGCACACAUUGUUCCUCGAUUGCAUUUUGCACACAGCGCAAACAGUAGUAAUAAUGAAUAACAAACCUUUAAUAUUAUAUUACAGUCUGCAGUACUUAGGAACAUCGUAGGGUAUACAGUGCGUAUUCAUAUUCGUCCGUUGAGUUUUUUGGUAACCCAUACGGGCUCUCGGUGCUUUGUCUCUCACAGCCUUCCGUAUAUAUAUACAUAGUUAGCAAUAUGACAAUCUUAUUUAAGAUAAUAUCCCCCUUGUAUAACUGCACAUUUACAAAUGCUUAUGUUUGCAUGGUCAUGGAAUGGAGUUUUUUUUAUUGUGUACAAAUGUACAUUCGUAUACGUUUCGCUCGUGCUGUUGUCAUGUCGUAUUGUAAAUCUGUAAUCGUGCGUUCUUACGAUGUCAAAAAGCCAAGAGGUUAAUAAAUUCCUACAAACCCCUCCCCCUCA
Messenger RNA from Petromyzon marinus (sea lamprey), 3808 nucleotides. RefSeq names its product dishevelled binding antagonist of beta catenin 1 (gene DACT1). Gene Ontology annotation, cellular component: cytoplasm. The record is from RefSeq and is a predicted model, not a curated record. Gene Ontology annotation, biological process: negative regulation of nodal signaling pathway. Lineage: Eukaryota; Metazoa; Chordata; Hyperoartia; Petromyzontiformes; Petromyzontidae.